AUGGACCGCAUUUUUACUGCUUGGCUUCUCCUCUCGCAAUUCCUUUACGCUGGCGCAACAAAUUGUGUCGAACAGCCCCUCAACUCCUUGCCUGCGACAAUCACCGCAGCGCCCGACAUAAAGUUUGCUCGAGGGCUCCUUCCACGCCAGCAGCCCGGUCAGUACGCGUGUCAGUGGGUGUCAACCGUUUUUAAACAAUGCUCGGAUAAUGGAUUCUUUAAGGUCGGAGGGAUUUCUGGGCUUCCUUACUGCGCGUGUUACCCACAAACGCAAUACAGCCCUGGUGAAGUAGACGGGUACAUUUCGCAAUGUUACAACUACGCCGGAACGGAUCCCGCAUUUCGAACCGGGUUCGCAACUUUCUUGGGGAUGUGUAGAUCUGCAGGCGACAUCCGCGCGACGCUCAGCGCUGGUUAUACUGCUUGUAGUUAUGCUAGUUCCGUUCAAUCAUACUGCUCGGUACAGGGCUACAACAAAGGCGGGGGACCCUCGCAAUUGGCGCUUUGUGCGUGCUAUAGCUCCAACAAUUAUCGGCCAGAUAUAUUUGACGGGCUAUUUACAAGUUGUUUCAGCUAUGCGCAAACGGCUGAUACCUCAUUAGCAACCGCAAUAUGGUCAAUGGUGGGGUACUGCUCGAGCCAAGGGGACGUAAGGCAGGAAAUGACAGAAGGGAAUGCCAUAUGCUCCGCAGCAUGGAGCGUCGUCCAAUCUUGUUCCCGAUGGAAUCAAUUUAUUACUGGCGACAACGUGGAAAAAGCGAGCUAUUUUUGCUACGAUUCGAAUACAAGGUUCAUUGGUGCCUCAAGAGACAGGAGUGCACAACAAUGUUAUUCAUAUGCUACCGAAUUUUGGCCUGAAAUGGUCUAUUCAGUAUCAAGCCUUCAGUUUCUCUGUUCCCGCAAUGGCGAUGUGAGGGCUUUGUAUCCUGAUGGUUCUUCGGGUGGCGGCGGCGGCGGCGGAGAUAAUGGUGUUCCAGUUCGUAUCCCCCUGAAUUUCAUAUCUCGAUGCAUACAUAUACGUGUCGCCGUCUUAUACGCAGCCAGGAAUGGCUCUCCUAGACCUUGA
Molecule: messenger RNA, 1065 nt
Organism: Orbilia oligospora ATCC 24927
Lineage: Eukaryota; Fungi; Ascomycota; Orbiliomycetes; Orbiliales; Orbiliaceae
Exons: 1
Coding region: 1-1065 (354 amino acids)
Source: RefSeq, a predicted model, not a curated record